Molecule: messenger RNA, 2663 nt
Organism: Owenia fusiformis
Lineage: Eukaryota; Metazoa; Annelida; Polychaeta; Sabellida; Oweniidae
Source: the annotation of a GenBank genome assembly
AAAAAGAAAAAAAGUUUACUCGUAAAAUAUGACAGAAUCUGACUGAAAGUGAAUAUGUUUUCAAAUGUUCGCUUUUUUCAUACCAAGACAGAGGAACAUGCGCACUGCAACGUGAGUUUUGUACGUCCUAUUUAUUUACCUCCUGGACUUACUUCAUAUUGAUGUUUCACGUUGAAGUUCAUGCAUAUCAUAUGAAUAUAAGUGAGUUGCUGAGGCGACAGAUGACAUUAUCAUCAUCCCUUAGCUGAUAUAACUUAGGUUAGCAAUGGAUCAUAAUACAUCAGGUACAAAGCAAGAGUGUGAUAAAAAUAUGGAGUCAUCUCAGUUGUUAAAGCGUUCAAGGAGUGUCCUAUCUAAGCAGAUAUAUCAAGAACUGAAUAGAACAAACAAGGAUCAUACAGAAAAAUCUGCCAAACUACAACAAAUGUAUGACGUUCUUAAAACAGUCAAGCGCAGGAAAAUGGAGAAAAAUAACUCUACAAUAACCCCUACAUGGAAUAACAAUACUGUGGCCUCUUAUGUCAAAUCAUUAGAUAAUAUUGGAUUCUCAUCUGUAGAUCCAGUUGAAUUCAAACAGAAUGGCAGUGGAGAUAGAUUUCGUAAGCUUCCUGUCACUAAUUUCUCGUCAGUAUGUGGUGAUAGCGGAUAUGGAAGCAGCCUUUAUAAAUCGAGCAUCAGUGGCAAGUCGGAUUAUGGCCAUACUUCUGGUUAUAAAUCAGAUCUUACUUGUGGGCAAAAAUCUGACUACGGUAGUGAUACGUACAGUUCAUCUGAGAAUAAAACAUCGCUAGAACAGACAGGAUAUAUUGUUGGAAGCAGUAAGUCUGAAGCGCUUGAUAUACACACAGUAUCAAGCAAACGAAAACGGUUCAAGAAAACUGCAGAAGCGUUAAAGGAAUGUGGCCUGUUGGACAUUACAAAGAGGACUUCUGCUCUUGUUAAGGAGCAUGGAGGUACAGUUUCACAGGUUCAGAAACUUGCGAAAGAUAUGAAAGCCUUUGCUGAAUCAGUGUUAAAUGAUCCAAAAAAUGCCCACUUGAAAGACAUGUUGAGACACAAUCUAAAUAGCAUCCGCACAGGUGAUCCAAAAAAGCAUGGUGUCAAUGUGAGAAGUAUUAAUACUGGUGUCAAUGGUGAGACAAAAAGUGAGGUUGGUAAUCAUUUCAGUAGCAAUUUAGAUUCCCAUCACCCAAGUAAUUUAAAUUUUACCUGUAGUUCUACCAAUCCCAAGAGAGUCCCUACAAUUCACCAAGUGUCUUUAGGGUCUUACCAUGGGGGCUAUGAAAAUGGUUGUAAGGAUAGCCUUACUGUAGAGCCUAAUGUAAACAGUAGGCUGAAACGUGAUCAAACAGAGCCAAGUCCUUUCAAUCAAGGUCGUCUUGGAGAUAAAACUACAAAUAGUAGUAUCCAAAGUGGAUUUGCACAUUCCGAUGUAAUUAAUGAUGAUAUCAAACUUGCAAUUCAUAAUCAGUCUAAAACUGAUCCAUUUAUAUCAGAUCACUUUGACUCAGAUUCAGACUUUCUGUUGCAAUCAGACUCAGAAAAUACAUUAGUUACCCAAUCAGGUUCAGAGUUUCCCUUAUUUUCUGAACUUUCUCCUAUAUGUACUGAAGUGGAGUCUGAAAACUCCAGCUUAUCAGCCUCUCCUGUCAAAGACUGUGCCCUGUCUGAGAAAAACUUUGGGUGUUCUUUACAAAAGAUGCCAAUACCCACCACACAAAGUGCAAUAUUUUCCUACAAAGGUAUUACAGAUUCAAAAAAUCUUGUAUCUAGCACAAACAUGAGUCAGGAUGUUUCUCCUCAAAGAACAAACAUUCCUUUGUCAAGUAAAACCUCCAAAGAAUCCAUCCAUGUGAAAGAAACCCAACCUCCCUAUCAGUUCGCUAAGCCUUUUCAGAGAUUUUCUGAUCCAACUCAGAAACGAACCAGGCCUAAGUACUACUUUAAGAAAGGCCCUGAUAAUGUUCUCACUCUAACUAAAUAUCCAAGCUCAACUUCUAAGGAAUCUGUGACAACUGUUAACCAGGCUAAAGAAGAGAAUAUUAAAUGCAUGCCCUCAAAGCAGAAUGUACAAUCUCAUCCAAAUUUAGCUGAACCCCAGCAACAGAAUGUUGGUCCUUCCUUGGACUUUUUUAAAAUGCUACCUGAAAAGGCAGAUCUUGCUCCCGAAACUUGCCAAAAGUCUCCUCAAAAUAACAGUCCUUCUCCUGGAAAUUGUCAUCCAACACAAAACUUUUCUUUUCAAGACUACAGAACAUCUCCUUUAAAUGAGCAUCUUUCUCAUGAUCAUGGCUGAAGGUCUUCUGAACUUUCUCCUGAACAUUUCAUUUCUUCUCAAAAUGAAGUUCUUUCUUUUGGAGAUUUCCAAGGAUCUGUUCAAAAUGGUGCGUGUUUGCCUGAUUAUUGUCAGACACCAAAUGCUGACGUUUCCAUUGAAAAACCCCAAAGGUCUCCUGAAAAUGUGCAAUCUCCUGAACAGUAUCCACAUGCCAUCUGUUCUCCUGAAAAUGUUCAGAUGUCUCUUCAAAAUACCCAUAUAUCUCCUGAACAUUAUGAAACUCCUCAAAAUAUCCUUAUUUCUCCUGAAAAUGUUCAGAUGUCUCAUCAAAAUACCCACACUUCUCCUGAAUAUAAUGAAACUCCUCAAAAUGUCCACCUUUCUC